Closterium sp. Yama58-4 is the source of this 2370-nucleotide messenger RNA. NCBI's taxonomy places the organism in Eukaryota, Viridiplantae, Streptophyta, Zygnematophyceae, Desmidiales, Closteriaceae. The record is from the annotation of a GenBank genome assembly.
AUGGACGCGCAGUGGCGCGACGAUGCGGCGGUGGCGGCUUCCGCGAAGUCUGCGCGCAGCGGAUGUUCAGCUACAGAAGGCGCAAUUGUUAAGAAAGGCGGAGGCGGCAAGAAAGGCGGGGGCGACAAGAAAGACGGCGCAAGCGCAAUAUCGGGCGGCAAUGGCGCAAAGGGCAGUCACGGAAAGCAGCACCGCCGCCGCGGAAGCAGCGCCGCCGUCGGGAAAUGCAGCGCUGCCGGCGGUUACCGAUCUGACGACAGCAACGCCAGCGCGGACGUCGGCGGGUGUUUCCUUUUCUUGCGCAACCCGCGCGCGAAAACCUCUACAAGUGCGCGCAAGACAAGCGCCGCGUGUUCCGCCACAGGUGUUCGACCCGGUUCCGCCACAGGUGUUCGACCGGGUUCCGCCUCAGGUGUUCGACCGGGUUCCGCCUCAGGUGUUCGACCGGGCUCCGCCUCAGGUGUUCGGCCGCCUGUGCGCGGGGCUUCCGCCGACCAUUUCCGCUUCCGCCGGUCACAAUCGACGUCGUACUUGGAUGAGCGACGCGGCACCGGCGAUACCGAGGGCAUCAGCGGAGGUACAGAAAACAAAGGCGACGGCGGGCGAGAGGAAGGGAGAGGGAGAAGGGAAGAGGGGGGAGGAGUAGGAGGGGAGCUUUCGUCAUUCGAAGGGGCGGGUGGCGAAGCAGCAACAGCACCAGCAGCAUCUCGGCACAAACGGGAAUCCUCCCCUUCUUGGCGGGAAUCCUCUUCUCCCGCCAACACCUCUUCCGCAUCGCCUCAUCUUGCCGCCGUGGCGUCUUCUCCUCGCUAUCCGCCCCAUUCUCCCCAUGCGCCCCAUGCGCCCCAUUCGCCCCGCCCACCCGUCAUCGCCGUCUCCUCACCGCGACUCGCGCGCUUCCUCUCCAUCUCGUCGCCUCGCCAUCGCGCCCUCCGAGUCGGUGCGCCUGCUCCGCCGCCUUCGCACGACCGUCGCGCCGCCCGCAGAGCAGCGUCUGUGUCGGAACGGGACCUCAAGGCUUUGGACGCGUUAGAGGGUCUAGAAGCAAGCGUUAGCAAUCGUCGCACGGAGCGCGCUGCGAUGAGCACUGGCAAUCGUCGCACCGCUCGCAGAGCAGCGUCUGUGACAGAACGGGACUUCGCGACUUUCGAGAAUCUCGGAAAUGUAGAGGACUUUGAGGGAUUCGAGGCGGAUUUUGAGGCCCUCGAAGCAACAGGCUCUAGUAGCGGGUACGGCUAUACUUCAAGUAACGGCUAUAUUACAAGUAACAGCACCGUGCCGUCCGCAAAGGGAUUCAAGAAUUUCGAGGCGCCUCGGAGCAGCCGCGCCGUCCGCAGAGCAUGGUCCGUCAUAGAACGCGACUCCGCGACAUCCACCAUAGAGCGCGGCGCAUCUGGCGCUUGGCGCGACUCGUUGGCCGCUGCUAACCGUGACGAGUAUAACGCUAACGAUGACGAUGACGGAGUUGUGACGGCGUGGCCAGUGCAGCAGCACUGGCGGCGCGAAUGCGCAGCAGCAAGGGGAGUUUCCACAGAGGAGCAGUCUGGAGGGGAACUGUUGGGUGGGAGGAAAUCACCAACUUGCAAAAUCGUUCCAGGAUCGUCCUUUGUCAGCAGCACUACACCAACUAACCAACAAAACCAGCCUUCAACUUCACCCAACUUCACCCGCCGCCCUCCUCCCCUUACCAUACACCCUGAUUUACCAGACUCUGCAACCUCGUCCUCCCAGUCUCCCGCCUCCCUCUGCCAUUCCCCCACUUUCCCUUGCCCCACCCUCCCCAUCUCCUCCCCAAAACCCCCGUCAGUCUCCCCGUCCAAGCCCCCGCGCUUCCCCACUCGUUCCCCCAAGCUUUCCCCCUCCUCCUCCAUCCGGACCUUCCCCUCUUCAUCCCUCCGGGCCUCCCACUCUGUUGACAUUCCAGGAGGGGAGGGAGGUGCACAGCAAUGGGCAAAGAUGCACCAAAAUACACACCACUUUGCAAGGUCGCAGAGUAACGAUUGCAUCCCCUUAGAAGGCACACAGGCCGGAAGUCCGGAUGGGCUGUUAUUCCCACUUGAAGGCACACAGUCUGCUGCACAGGUAAGGAGGCCUGGAGGUGUUGACAGGAGGAGGCCUCUUGUGUCGCCGCUAAAGAGCCCUGUCAGGUCGGGAGUAUUGCUGGUGGAGGGAAGUGAGUCCGCAGAAACAGAAAGUUCCUUUCCUCCUAAGAGCCCUGUCAAGUCGUGUUUGUUGCUGGCGGAUGCGAGUGGGAGUGGGGGUGGGUUGGGAGGGAGCGGCAGGCUGAAGAAGCAGGUUUCAUUCAACAAGGUGGUUCGUAUUCGCCGAUUUCAAUCAUGCGAAGCUUUUCCAGACUUUGGCCUGGGUUGA